Molecule: messenger RNA, 1887 nt
Organism: Leishmania major strain Friedlin
Lineage: Eukaryota; Euglenozoa; Kinetoplastea; Trypanosomatida; Trypanosomatidae
Product: carbonic anhydrase-like protein
Exons: 1
Coding region: 1-1887 (628 amino acids)
Molecular function (GO): zinc ion binding; carbonate dehydratase activity
Source: RefSeq, a predicted model, not a curated record
AUGAAGACACUUCCUUUCUGUGCCACCCUCGCCAUCGCGCGGCUGGUGCUUUUCGUCAGCGUCGCUGGUGUCGUCGGUGGGCUGGACGAGCAGCACUCGUACUACGAGGGCAACUACGGCACAUCCGGGCUGGUGUUCGGCAGUCCCGACAGCUCGCGCACCUCCUGGAACUACACAAACCUGAAGGAUUGGCCACCGCUGUGCUUGACGGGGAGACGGCAGAGUCCGAUUUCCUUCGCGAAUAUGAACCCCGACGAGGUUGUGACGAAUGCCCCGCUGCAGCGAUUACAGUUCUCCCCCAAGUGCGUCUUCCCACGUGAGGAGACACAAAUGCGAAUCGUCAACGAGGGCAUCGUGAGCACAGUCAGUUUUGAGAAGCUGGGACGCUUGCCGGAUGACAUGAGCGAGUGCACGGUGAUCGACCCGCUGAACUGUUCGCGCACCUACCACUUCACGAGCCUGCACUUUCACGCCAUGCCGAUGCACCAACUCCGCACGCUGCGCCCCGAAGUCGAAAUGCACAUGUCUUUUACUACAAAUCAUGCGAAAAAGAAGCGUAACGUACUCAUAGUGGCGGUUAUGCUAAAGGCCUCUGCCAUGAUCAACACCACCUCGGUGCGCGCGCUGCAGCACAUCUUAGUUGACGGCUCGCUGCCGAAGCGCAACGCCAUGACGACGUGCUUCUUGACAGAGCGUCUCUCCCUCCUCUCGCUAAUUCCGGCGCGCGAGAGCUACUUGCUCUACGACGGCUCCCAGACGUACCCACCCUGCACCGAGAACGUCCGGUGGGUGGUAAUGACAUCGCCAAUUCUCAUCUCACCCGUAGCGCUCGGCAGGCUGCGCGACGCGAUGGAUGCGCUGCUGCCGAACGACUUCCACCGCUUCGGCAACGCCCGUCCGCCGCAGGCCCUCAAUGGUCGCCUCAUUUACCGCUUCGACGACAAGUCUGUUCCGGCCGGCGGCAACAGGAGUCAAGGCAACUUCAAAGAGGCACGGAGUCACAAGGACGAGGGCUUGGCAAAUCGCUCCCUGGGAGUGCGGGCGGGCCGCGUGCUGGCAGGGUCUCAGGCGGAGGUAGAUGGCGUCUAUAAGCACUACAGCGCCGUUGUUGUCUCGCCAGUAUCGCCAAACCCUGUCUCGGUGUCAAGGAAUGGCACCACUCUCGCGUCUCCGCCACCCAGCACGACCAGCACAGGCAGUUGCAACGGAUCAUCGGACCGAGCCACGGCGAAACUGGGCACGGGGGCGCCGGCGCCGGCGUAUGUGUCGAAUGCGAACAGCACUUGCCCGGGAACGCACUCUUACGUCAAUGAGAGCAGUGCAGACCACUCAAAUGCAACCGCAAGCGCAAGUUCAGCGUCACGAACAAGCGCCAUGUCGUCUGCCUCCGCGUCCAGCGCCGACGAGAAGAUGCUCAGUGGUUUGCAUCAUGGCUCCGAGUCGUCAGCGCAGACGCCAUCUGACGGAUCGGCGCCACAGUCGACGAAAACGUCGACGUCCACCACCACGACUACAACGAAGGGGCCUUCGGGCACCAAGGGAAAGCAAAGGCACGACGACGGUGCCUCGCAGAACACCUCCGAAGCCGAAGCCGGGGUUCUGGACGCGGUCAAGUCCAUCGUGACACGUGCGUUUACUUCGGCGAAGGCCUUCAGCAUGGGUGCCUUUCAGUCGUCUGUGGCCUACACCAAGGCAAACCCGGUGCGCGCGGUGCUCGGUUUACUGUGCAUCAUCGUACUCAUCUUUCUUAUCUCCACAUGCUGCCGCGGGUGGAGGCGGCCAGUGUAUGUGGUGGGGAUCGAUCCGACAGAGCUGCAACCCCUCAACUCUGCCAAACGAUUCGACCUCUACGGCGGCACCGGCACCGGUACCGUGGCUGUGCGGUAA